ACUGAGCACAUGCCCGCCGCCUCCCUCAAUGCAGCUGGGAGCGUCCACCAGCCUUCCACCAGUAUGGUGACCUCCUCCCAGUACCGCCAGCUGCUGAGUGACUAUGGGUCAUCAUCUCUAGGCUACACACAGGGAACAGGAAACAGCCAAGGGUCUCAGAGCAAAUAUGCUGAGCUGCUGGCCAUCAUCGAAGAGCUGGGGAAGGAGAUCCGACCCAAGUACACGGGCAGCAAGAGCGUGAUGGAGAGACUGAAACGAGGCAUCAUCCAUGCCAGUGGGCUGGUUCGGGAGUGCUUGGCCGAAAUGGAGCUGAUCGCCAGGUCCUAG
This is a messenger RNA of Eptesicus fuscus (big brown bat), 327 nucleotides long. RefSeq names its product cyclin-dependent kinase 2-associated protein 1-like. Bases 10 to 327 code for a protein of 105 amino acids. NCBI's taxonomy places the organism in Eukaryota, Metazoa, Chordata, Mammalia, Chiroptera, Vespertilionidae. Gene Ontology annotation, cellular component: nucleus; cytoplasm. The transcript has a single exon. The record is from RefSeq and is a predicted model, not a curated record.